Molecule: messenger RNA, 2366 nt
Organism: Sapajus apella (tufted capuchin)
Lineage: Eukaryota; Metazoa; Chordata; Mammalia; Primates; Cebidae
Product: zinc finger protein 682-like
Exons: 5
Coding region: 462-1736 (424 amino acids)
Biological process (GO): regulation of immune system process; negative regulation of transcription by RNA polymerase II; regulation of cytokine production
Source: RefSeq, a predicted model, not a curated record
UAAAGGAAAAUAGUCCCUGGGCUGGGCGAGGCCCAGGGCAACGAGAAAGCCCUGCAUGAAAAGGCUGCAGCCAAGAACCUGUUACUUUGUCGCCGUCAGCCCAGCGUCUGAUCACACCCUCGUCACUCAGGGCCUGAGGGGGCGGGGACUGGAGCCCUAUCCAAUCAGGGACGCUGACGUGGGAACGGUCCAAUCAGGCGCGCAGCCGGACAGAAGGGCGCGGCUUCCGGGAUGUGGCGGGGCCUUCGUCUCGCCUAGUCCGCGGCGGUCGUCUUCUGUGCUCCGCAUGCUCUGCUCGGGGACGCCCAGGUGACCGCCGCAGCUCUUGCCCUGUGUCCUGCAGGUAUCAGGAGAUCCAUAGCUAAGAGGCCUGGACAGCCGGGAAGCGGGGAAAUGGUGUGAUUUGUCCAGAUAAUCUCACCUGAGAAGGAAUCCCAGAGAAGAAGGAAGAAGAGGAAGAAAUGGCUGGUUCUCAGGGACUGUUGAUAUUCAGGGAUGUGGCCAUAGAAUUCUCUCCUGAAGAGUGGAGCUAUCUGAACCCUGCUCAGCAGAAUCUGUAUAGGGAUGUGAUGUUAGAAAACUACAGAAACCUGGUCUCCCUGGGUAUUGCUAUCUCUAAGCCAGACCUGAUCACCUGUCUAGAGCAAAGGAAUGAGCCGUGGAGUGUGAAGAAACGUGAGACAGUAGCCAAACAACCAGCUAUUUCUUCUCAUUUCACCCAAGACCUCUUGCCAGAGCAAGGCAUAAAAGAUUCAUUUCAAAAAGUGAUACUGAGAAGAUAUGGAAGCUGUGGCUUUGAGAAUUUACACUUACAGAAAGAUUGGGAAAGUGUGGGUGAAUCUAAGGUGCAGAAAGAAUGUUAUAGUGGACUUAACCAGUCUCUAUCAACUACUUAUACCAAAAUCUUUCAAUGUAGUAAACAUGUGAAAGUCUUUAGUAAAUUGUCAAAUCUAAAUAGACAUAAGAUAAGACAUACUGGAGAGAUAUCUUCCAACUAUAAAGAAUGUGACAAUUCCUUUUAUAUAUCCUCAAUUCUAACUCCACUUCAGAGAAUCCGCACUGCAGAGAAAUUCUACAAGUGUAAAGAAUGUGGGAAAGCCUUUAAGCACUGCUCGUGCUUUAUUAAACAUAAGAUAGCUCAUAAUGAAGAGAAACAUUACAAAUGUAAAGAAUGUGGCAAAGUGUUUAAAUCCUUCUCAAGCCUUUCUAAUCACAUUGUAAUUCAUACUGGACAGAAACUCUAUAAAUGUGAAGAAUGUGGUAAAGCUUUUAACCACAGUUCAAACCAUGCCAAACAUAAGAAAAUUCACACUGGAGACAAACCCCAUAAAUGUGAAGAAUGUGGCAAAGCUUUUAACUGGUUCUCAUACCUAACUCUACAUAAGAGAAUUCAUACUGGAGAGAAACCCUACAAAUGUGAUGAAUGUGGCAAAGCCUUUAACCAGUGUUCAAACCUCACUAAACAUAAGCGGAUUCAUACUGGAGAGAAACCCUACAAAUGUGAAGAAUGUGGCAAAGCUUUUAACCGGUGUUCACACCUCAUUGAACAUAAAAGAAUUCAUACUGGAGAGAAGCCCUAUAAAUGUGAAGAAUGUGAUAAAGUCUUUAUAUCUUGUUCAAGCCUUUCAAACCAUAAGAGAAUUCAUACAAAAGAGAAAUGCUACAAAUCUGAAGAAUGUGACAAAACCUUUAACCACUGCUUACACCUUAAUGUACAUGAGAAAAUUCAUACCUGAGAAAAAUCCUACAAACAAAAAAUGUGGCAAAGCCUUUAAUACCUGCUCAUGUCUUACUCAGGAUCAGAGUUCAUGUUGAACUAAAGCAUUAUAAUGACUGUCAAAACACCUUUCACAGAAAAAAAUAAUUUUACCACAAGUUAAUUUAUUAGUUCAUUAAUGGACCUUUAAUUCUGUUUUUUUGGUCUACACAAAUCUGCCCUUAUGCCAGUACCAUAUUGUUAUUAAUUCCUGUAACAUCGUAGUAAGCGUUUUUAUCAAGAGUGUAAGCUACUGAAUUUUGUUAUUAUUUUUCAGAAUUCUUGUGAGUUUGAUUUACUUAGCAUGUUUAUAUAGAUUUUAGAAAGAGCUUGUCAAUUUAUAUUAAAAGCUACGUUGGAAUUUGCAUUGAAUCUGUAGAUAAAUUUGUUGGGUAUUUUGAUCUUCAUAUUUAGUACUGUUAUCUUUGAGUAUUGGAUAUUAUCUCAGUUUAUUCAGCUCUUUGAUUUUUUUCAGCAUUUAAAAAUUUUCAGUGUAUAGUAUGUGCAUUUAUUUUGUUAAAUUUAUAAUUGUUUUCUAUGAUACUGUUAGUGAAAUUUUAAUGUAAUUCUUUUGUUUAUUGCUAUAAUAUAAAAGUAUUUUCCAACCUUG